AUGAAACCUGGGAAAGUGGUGCUGGUCCUGGCUGGAAGUUUAUUCCAACGCAAAGCCGUCAUCGUGAAGAGCAUCGAUGACGGCACCUCAGACCGCCCUCACAGCCAUGCCCUGGUGGCUGACGGCACCUCAGACCGCCCUGACAGCCAUGCCCUGGUGGCUGGAAUUGACCGCUAUCCCCGAAAAGUGACAGCUGCCAUGGGCAAGAAGAAAACCAUCACCAAGAGGCCAAAGAUCAAGUCCUUCGUGAAAGUUUGUAACUACAGUCACCUCAUGGCUACCAGGUACUAUGUACAUAGCCCCUUGGACAAGACUGUUAUUAACAAGGAUGUCUUUAGAGACCCAGCCCUGAAAUGCAAGGCCAGGAGGGAGGCCAAGAUCAAGUUUGAGGAACAAUACAAGACAGGGAAGAACAAAUAGUUUUUCCAGAAGCUUCACUUUUAGGUAUAUUUUUGUUUCCAUCAUUAAAAAUUUAA
Acomys russatus (golden spiny mouse) is the source of this 476-nucleotide messenger RNA. Its product is annotated as 60S ribosomal protein L27-like. Lineage: Eukaryota; Metazoa; Chordata; Mammalia; Rodentia; Muridae. The record is from RefSeq and is a predicted model, not a curated record. Bases 1 to 420 code for a protein of 139 amino acids. Gene Ontology annotation, biological process: translation. Gene Ontology annotation, cellular component: cytosolic large ribosomal subunit; ribosome. The transcript has a single exon. Gene Ontology annotation, molecular function: structural constituent of ribosome.